Molecule: messenger RNA, 543 nt
Organism: Dibothriocephalus latus
Lineage: Eukaryota; Metazoa; Platyhelminthes; Cestoda; Diphyllobothriidea; Diphyllobothriidae
Source: the annotation of a GenBank genome assembly
AUGUCGAAAUCUACCUUUUUACAGAAAGAAACUGCGCCAAUCAAGCGAGGAGAAUCACCCUUUACCAAUCCCCUUCCCGAAAAGGAUUACCUGGCACCCUGGCGUAGUUGUCGGGCCAGUAUGCUGUCCACCUCGAGCGACUCCAACGACAGUCCACUGAACCAGCGAGGGCCCUCUGCCUCCUCCCCCUCACCUACCUCGUCCACUUCAAGCAGUCCCCAGCGCAGUCUCCUCGGUCGAGGUUCUAAUCUGCCUAAAAGGAUGGGCAGUUUGGUGAUCUUUCGUGUGCAUGCCAGCAUUACAGACGAUGUCCAAAGUCUGGUUGAAUUUAUUGCUGCCUUAUUGUCCGACCAGGAAGCGCCGGACUCUGCGUUCAAACCAUCAGGCGGGAAACUCUCUUCGCCCAGCUCACUAUCUUCAACCACUCAGGGUAGGCGUUCUCAUUUUGUCUGGGACCGUUUUACGCUUUUUUACUUUGCAUGCACUGCCUAUCCAUAUACGGUAUUGCUAUUCUUGCCUUGUGACAAUUACCAGCACCUCUAA